Rhizopus microsporus ATCC 52813 is the source of this 1047-nucleotide messenger RNA. RefSeq names its product NAD and Zn-dependent alcohol dehydrogenase. The coding region runs from base 1 to 1047 and encodes 348 amino acids. The transcript has 2 exons. Gene Ontology annotation, molecular function: alcohol dehydrogenase (NADP+) activity; zinc ion binding. Gene Ontology annotation, biological process: alcohol metabolic process. NCBI's taxonomy places the organism in Eukaryota, Fungi, Mucoromycota, Mucoromycetes, Mucorales, Rhizopodaceae. The record is from RefSeq and is a predicted model, not a curated record.
AUGCCUAAUAGCGAUACACUUACUGGUUGGGCUUCUGUUGGCAAGGGCAAACCACUUGAACAAAUGCAAUUUCCAAUGAAGGCUUGGGAUGAUAAUUCUGUCGAGAUGGAUAUCACUCAUUGUGGUAUCUGUGGUAGUGAUGUUCACACUAUUGACUCUGGCUGGUUCCCCACUGAUUAUCCAACUAUUGUUGGCCAUGAAAUUGCUGGGGUUGUCACAAGAGUAGGAAAGAAUGUGACAAGAGUCAAGGUUGGUGAUCGUGCUGGUAUGGGCGCUGCAUGCGGUGCAUGCGGACAAUGUCAUUGUUGCAACAAGGGUGCCGAAAAUAUUUGUUUGAAAGGAUCAAUUCCUACCUAUAACGCUCGCUGGCCAACUGGUGAAAAGACAUUGGGUGGUUAUGCUGACAAAUGGCGUGGUGACGAAACGUUUAUUUGCAAGAUCCCUGAUAAUGUUUCCAACGAAAAUGCUGCUAGCUUCUUGUGUGGAGGCGUAACAACCUUUGCUCCCCUCAGACGAUGGAAGAUCGGUCCUGGUUCUACCUUAGGUGUUUUAGGUAUUGGUGGCCUUGGUCACUUUGCAGUCAUGUUUGGUAAAGCAUUAGGCGCCACUGUGAUUGCUUUAUCAUCCAGUAAUAGGAAGCGCGAUGAUGCCAUGAAGCUUGGAUGUGAUGAUUAUGUUAUCACAAACAAUGAAGAAGAAAUGGCAAAAUAUGCAAACAAGUUGACACAUAUCAUUUGCACUGGUGUAGGAGAAGAUUUCAAGUGGGAACCUUACUUUAACCUCUUGCUUCCUGAUGGCAUCUUCAUUAAUGUCAGCGCUCCUGAAUUCCAAUAUCCACCCAUCCCCAUCUUCCUUCAACUCAUGAAGCAAAUUGUUGUUGUUGGCUCUGCAGUUGGAAGUGUUAAAGAUUUGGAUGAUAUGCUUCAAUUGGUAUCCGAAAAGAACCUCAAGGCUUGGUACAAGAAGUACCCAAUGUCAGAAGUUAACAAGGCCAUUGAAGACUUUAGAGCUGGAUUACCUAGAUUUAGAUUUGUACUGGAAAACUAG